Molecule: messenger RNA, 2353 nt
Organism: Rosa chinensis
Lineage: Eukaryota; Viridiplantae; Streptophyta; Magnoliopsida; Rosales; Rosaceae
Product: rust resistance kinase Lr10
Exons: 5
Coding region: 136-2148 (670 amino acids)
Biological process (GO): protein phosphorylation
Molecular function (GO): polysaccharide binding; ATP binding; protein kinase activity
Source: RefSeq, a predicted model, not a curated record
UGUUUCUAAUUAUUUGGCAUCUCAAUAUCAUUGUGAUGAUGUUAAUUUCUGUCCACAACUACUCUUCCAGUAUACAGAACUAUUUAGAGCCAAUAAUUUUGCGGUGAAACCUUGGUUUGUGAUCGAUCUCUCUCCAUGGGAAAAAUCAACCUUGUCGCAUGGGUUUCAAUUGCAGCCUUAUUUCUUGUUAUUGCCUUAUUAUCUGGCCAUUCCUGUAAUGCUAAGGAUGAGGGUAGUAAGUCUACUACUUCUUCCUCCGGCAAUAUCCAUACAAGAAGUUUUCUGGGCGUAUUUGUUCCUAAAGCUAGGGGUAGAGAUAACCAGAAGUGCGUCCCUUCUUCCUGCGGCCACAUCGACAACAUAAGCUACCCUUUUCGGCUAGAACAUGAUCCAAAGCAUUGUGGCGACUCAAGCUACACUUUGGAAUGUAACAACAAUGUCACAAUUCUGCACCUAUAUUCUGGUGAGUACUACGUGAAGGAAAUCAACUACCGUAAUUCCACUAUCCGAGUGGUAGAUCCUGGCCUUGAGAAGAACAACUGUGCUUCCCUUCCUCGUUUUCCUUUGGCCCAAUCUAAUUUCAGUUCUUUGUCAUUUACAUACGGGCCAGUAAGUACACCUCUAACUUUCUUGAAGUGUCAAAAUCCAGUGCAUUCUUCUCUGUAUGUGGAUACUGCUUCAUGUAUCAAAUCCGAAGCAUAUGGUUAUGUCAAGGUAGGCAUUACGACCACAUCGGAUUUGGAAGAUGGGUGCAGUAUAGAUUCGACCACUAUGAUCACUACUUUCGCCAGAACGAAGAGAAAUGUGUCCUAUAAAGAAAUACACAAAGAACUGGUGUAUGGCUUUCAGCUUACUUAUGAGAUGACUUAUAUCUUUGUUGAUUGCCGGAGGCAGGGGCAAUGGAGCUCAGCUCCUGGUCGAUGUUUUCCACACAGCAUCACAGGUUUCUUUCAACUUCUGUGGGAGUUCAUUUACUAUUAUAUCGUACUACCACUCUAUCACUUUGAUCGAUUUUUACUGGAGAUGAUUUCCAUCGUGCCAGUAGUUUUUACGGUCAAAUUUAUACUUGGAGCUCCAUUUGUGAUUGCACUUUUAAUCUACAAGUGGCGAAGAAGACAUUCAUCUACCAACAACUCUAUAGAAGAUUUUCUACAUAGUGACAAUUUCAUGCCUAUAAGGUACACUUACUCCAACAUUAAGAAAAUGUCUAAUGGAUUCAAGGAUAAGUUGGGGGAAGGAGGUUAUGGGUCUGUAUUUAAAGCAAAAUUACGGAGUGGCCGAUUAGGAGCCAUUAAGUUGUUAGGAAAGCCUAAUGCUAAUGGGGAAGAUUUUAUGAGUGAAGUAGCUACUAUUGGAAGGAUUCACCAUAUUAAUGUGGUGCAGCUUGUUGGUUACUGUGUUGAGGGUUCAAAGCGUGCUUUAGUAUAUGAUUUCAUGUCAAAUGGGUCUCUUGAUAAAUGCAUUUACUCUAAAGAAGGAUUCAACACUUUAAGUUGUAAGAAAAUGUAUGAGAUUGCAGUUGGAGUGGCUCACGGUAUUGAAUAUUUGCAUCGAGGUUGUGAAGUGCAAAUACUACAUUUUGAUAUCAAGCCUCACAAUAUUUUACUUGAUGAGAAUUUUAUCCCGAAGAUUUCUGACUUUGGGCUAGCAAAAUUAUAUCCAAGGGAUAAUAGCAUGGUAUCUUCAAUGGCAGCAAGGGGCACAAUGGGAUAUAUUGCUCCUGAGUUGUUCUAUAAAAACAUUGGUGGUGUUUCAUACAAAGCUGAUGUCUACAGUUUUGGAAUGUUGUUAAUGGAAAUGGCAAGUAAAAGGAAAAAUGUAAAUGCAUUAGUGGAGAAUUCAAGCCAAAUUUACUUCCCCUCAUGGGUGUACGAUCAAUAUAAUGAGGGGAAAGACUUCGAGAUUGGAGAUGCUACAACAGAGGAAAAGCAAAUUAUAAAAAAGAUGAUUAUAACUGCAUUGUGGUGCAUUCAAAUGAAACCAAGUGAUCGACCUUCCAUGAAGAGAGCCAUAGCGAUGCUAGAAGGAGAUGUUGAAUGCCUACAAAUGCCUCUAAAGCCAUCUCUAUGCCCAGAACCAAUGACUGUAGGCAAUUUGAUUCCAACAAGUUCAGAUGUGGAGCUAACAUGUAGUUUAUCGGCAAGGUGAUGAUCAGCUACAUUCCAAGAAUUCAACUAUUGAUAUUUCAAUUUUUAUUUUUGUCUUCCUAUUUUUAAUAUUUUCCUUAAAUCAAGCUAGAAACUAUUGAUAUUUCCUAGAAAUACAGAUUACUGAACUAACAAAAAAAAAAAAAUGAAAUGCUAAUGAUGAACUUCUUUGUUUUUUUUUUUGUUUUUGGUCUGAUCUAAUGAUG